Molecule: messenger RNA, 1820 nt
Organism: Daktulosphaira vitifoliae (grape phylloxera)
Lineage: Eukaryota; Metazoa; Arthropoda; Insecta; Hemiptera; Phylloxeridae
Product: heterogeneous nuclear ribonucleoprotein A1, A2/B1 homolog
Exons: 7
Coding region: 306-1352 (348 amino acids)
Molecular function (GO): RNA binding
Source: RefSeq, a predicted model, not a curated record
UAUGCACAAGAUGCAUCUUCUCUGAUAUUUUUCAUGACGUAGACGGCAGCUGAAAGUCUAAAUAUUUACUAUUUGUGUUCGACAUAAUAUAUACAGUUCCGUUAUAAUUGUUGUUUACUUUUUGCUACUAUCAUUGUGAUCUACUUAAUUUGUAUCAUUUUUAGAAACAAAAUAUAUUAUUUAUUAACCUUUGACAUAGUCAGUCGUAAGCAAUUGUUUUCAUUUGUACUUUUCUUUGGUACAUCUAAAUUGCUACUCAUUAUUAUUAUAACACCUUGUGUUUUGUUGCCGCAUCAGCUUACAUAAUGAGAGAGCCAGAGCAUCUUCGUAAACUUUUUGUUGGUGGUUUAGAUUAUAAGACAACUGAUGAAAAUCUUAAAAAAUAUUUUGAACAAUGGGGUGAAAUAAUGGAUGUUGUUGUUAUGAAAGAUCAGCAAACCAAACGCUCUAGAGGAUUUGGUUUUAUAACUUAUGCUGCAGCUCAUAUGGUUGAUGAUGCACAAGCAGCACGGCCACAUAAAAUUGAUGGGAGAACAGUAGAACCUAAAAGAGCUGUACCUAAAUCUGAUAUUGGAAAACCUGAAGCUGGAGCUACUGUUAAGAAAUUAUUUGUUGGUCUAUUAAAUGAUAGUAUUACAGAAGAUGAUUUGAAAGAAUAUUUUGCUUCUUAUGGUAAUGUUACCUCAGCUGCUUUAGUUGUUCAUAAAGAAACUGGGAAAAAAAGAGGAUUUGGUUUUGUAGAAUUUGAUGAUUAUGAUCCAGUUGACAAAAUCUGUUUAAAAGGAUCUCAUAUUAUCAAAGGGAAAAAAAUUGAUGUGAAAAAAGCAUUAAGUAAAGAAGAAAUGGCAAAGGUAAAUGCUCGAAAUCAUAACUCGUCUGAUAAUUGGGCUGGAGAUAAUCGUAAUGCUUGGGAACCUACAAUGAGGCAUUUUGGCGUUAGAAGUCACCCUUCUAAUAGUAGUGGAGGAUCUUGGAGAGGAUCUAAUGAUCCUGAUCCUUGGGAGUCUGGUCCUAUGUCACAUUCUCGACAUUGGAGUGGUCCAUCAACUAGUGCAUGGGAUGAUAAUUUUGGCAGUAAUUAUCCACAAAGUUUUAGUAGUGGACCCAUUCGAAACAGUGGAACUUCUAGACCUGCACCUUAUAGUGGUAGUCUUGAUAGCAGAUCUAGUGAUUUUAAUAGAGGAUAUAGUAGCAGCAAUUUUGUUAGUGGUGGAGGUGGUAACAUUGAAAGUAGCCAUGCUAGAGGUUCUCCCCGAAGUAGGGUUGGCCCUGCUAGAGCUUUGAGACCCCCUGUAACUCAUGUUAGGGGUAGUAGAGGAACAAUUGGACGAGGAGGAAGAGGAAGAUACUGAAUAUAUAAGGUUAAAAAGUUUUAACUGCCACAAACAGUUGCAUAAAAAGCUUGGGUCAAGAGAAUUCAACCCACAGAAAUUUAAACUUAUGCUGGUUAUCAGGAAUAUUUACAUCUUUAAUUUAUUCCACGGUUUUUAUUUCCCUAUAGAAGAGAGUUCUUUUUAGGAUAAAGAUGUGUGUAAUUUUUUUUUCUUUCUCUUCAUAAAAAUAAGUACAAUUGAUUGCAGUAUUAUUCAAAAUGUUAAGACUUCCAAGAAUUACAUUAGAACUGUGUAAGUUAAGUUAAAAUAAAUAUUAUUGUCAAUCAAAGUUUAACACGCUAGAAAUUAAGACAUUUAAGACCUUUUUAUCUUACUUUUGUAAUUAAAAUAUUUUAAUAGAAUAAUUUAAUAAUUACACUAUAUAACUUUAAACAUUAGAUGUAAAGAUGACUCUAAGAAUAUACAAACGGUUUAAAAAUUUUAUAU